This is a messenger RNA of Balaenoptera musculus (blue whale), 4941 nucleotides long. RefSeq names its product calpain 7 (gene CAPN7). The record is from RefSeq and is a predicted model, not a curated record. Bases 254 to 2695 code for a protein of 813 amino acids. NCBI's taxonomy places the organism in Eukaryota, Metazoa, Chordata, Mammalia, Artiodactyla, Balaenopteridae. Gene Ontology annotation, molecular function: calcium-dependent cysteine-type endopeptidase activity. The transcript has 21 exons. Gene Ontology annotation, biological process: proteolysis.
CAGCCCAGGCUACCGAAACACCUGCGCCGGCCGGGCUGCGCCUGCGCAGUGUGGCCGGUGGGCGGGACGGGGAAUGCGGCGGCCGCGGAGCGAGGCUGCCCGCGGGCGAGGAGUCGGAGUUUUUCCGAGCGGCCGGUCGGCGUCCUCUCUCAGCCGCCGGAAGUGAGCUCCGCCGCUCUUUCCGCGCGGCCCGGGUCCUCGCCCGGCCCCCGGGCGCGCGGCGGUUGGCGGGGGUCCUCGGCGCGGGGCAGCCAUGGACUCGGCGGCGCUGGAGCGGGACGCGGUGCAGUUCGCGCGGCUGGCAGUGCAGCGCGACCACGAGGGCCGCUACUCGGAGGCCGUGUUUUACUACAAGGAAGCUGCACAAGCUUUAAUUUAUGCUGAGAUGGCAGGAUCAAGCCUAGAACAUAUUCAAGAAAAAAUAAAUGAGUAUCUGGAAAGAGUGCAGGCUUUACAUUCAGCAGUUCAGUCAAAGAGUGCGGAUCCUUUGAAAUCAAAACAUCAGUUGGACUUAGAGCGUGCCCAUUUCCUCGUUACACAAGCUUUUGACGAAGAUGAAAAAGGGAACGUUGAAGAUGCUAUAGAACUGUAUACAGAAGCUGUAGAUCUCUGUCUGAAAACCUCUUAUGAAACCGCUGAUAAAACUCUGCAAAACAAACUGAAGCAGUUGGCACGACAGGCACUAGACAGAGCAGAAGCAUUGAGUGAGCCUUUAACAAAGCCAUCAUGCAAAAUCAAGGCAACGAAUAUUAAACCAAAGCCACCUCCAGUGAGAGCACAUUUUCCACUAGGAACUAAUCCCUUCCUUGAAAGACCUCAGCCAGUUAUAAGUCCACAGUCAUGUGAUGCACAAGGACAGAGAUACACAGCAGAAGAAAUAGAAGUUCUCAGGACAACGUCAAAAAUAAAUGGUAUAGAAUAUGUUCCUUUCAUGAACAUUGAUCUGAGGGAACGUUUUGCUUACCCAAUGCCUUUCUGUGAUAGAUGUGGCAAGCUACCAUUAGCACCUAAACAAAAAGCUACAUUUUCUAAAUGGGUACGACCAGAAGACCUCACCAACAAUCCUACAAUGAUUUAUACUGUGUCUAGUUUCAGCAUAAAGCAGACAAUAGUAUCAGAUUGUUCGUUUGUGGCAUCACUGGCUAUCAGUGCAGCUUAUGAAAGACGAUUUAAUAAGAAGUUGAUUACCAGCAUAAUUUACCCUCAGAAUAAGGAUGGUGAGCCGGAGUACAACCCAUGUGGAAAGUACAUGGUAAAACUUCACCUCAAUGGUGUCCCUAGAAAGGUGAUAAUUGAUGACCAGUUACCUGUGGAUCAUAAGGGAGAAUUGCUCUGUUCUUAUUCUAACAACAAAAGUGAAUUAUGGGUUUCUCUCAUAGAAAAAGCAUACAUGAAAGUCAUGGGAGGAUAUGAUUUCCCAGGAUCCAAUUCAAAUAUUGAUCUUCAUGCACUGACUGGAUGGAUACCAGAAAGGAUCGCCAUGCAUUCAGACAGCCAGACUUUCAGUAAGGAUAAUUCUUUCCGAAUGCUUUAUCAAAGGUUUCACAAAGGGGACGUCCUCAUCACCGCAUCCACUGGAGUGAUGACUGAAGCUGAAGGCGAGCGGUGGGGCCUGGUCCCCACACACGCGUACGCCGUGUUGGACAUCAGAGAGCUCAAGGGGCUGCGAUUUAUCCAACUGAAAAAUCCUUGGAGUCAUUUACGUUGGAAAGGAAGAUAUAGUGAAAACGAUGUAAAAAACUGGACCCCAGAGUUGCAAAAGUGUUUAAACUUUGAUCCUCGAACAGCUCAGAAAAUAGACAAUGGAAUAUUUUGGAUCUCAUGGGAUGAUCUCUGCCAGUAUUAUGAUGUGAUUUAUUUGAGUUGGAAUCCAGGUCUUUUUAAAGAAUCAACAUGUAUUCACAGCACUUGGGAUGCGAAGCAAGGACCUGUGAAAGAUGCCUAUAGCCUGGCCAACAAUCCCCAGUACAAGUUGGAGGUGCAGUGUCCACAGGGGGGCGCUGCGGUUUGGGUUUUGCUUAGUAGACACAUAACAGACAAGGAUGAUUUUGCAAAUAAUCGAGAGUUUAUCACAAUGGUUGUAUACAAGACGGAUGGGAAAAAAGUUUAUUACCCAGCUGAUCCACCUCCGUACAUUGAUGGGAUUCGAAUUAACAGCCCUCAUUAUUUGACUAAGAUAAAGCUAACCACACCUGGGACCCAUACCUUUACAUUAGUGGUUUCUCAGUAUGAAAAACAGAACACAAUCCAUUACACAGUCCGGGUAUACUCAGCAUGCAGCUUUACUUUUUCAAAGAUUCCUUCACCAUAUACUGUAUCAAAACAGAUUAAUGGAAAGUGGAGUGGGCAGAGUGCCGGAGGAUGUGGAAAUUUCCAAGAGACACACAAAAAUAACCCCAUUUACCAAUUCCAUAUAGAGAAGACUGGGCCACUACUGAUCGAGCUAAGAGGACCAAGGCAAUAUAGUGUCGGUUUUGAAGUUGUAACAGUUUCUGUGGUGGGAGACCCUGGUCCCCAUGGCUUUCAGAGAAAAUCUAGUGGUGACUACAGGUGUGGGUUUUGCUACCUGGAACUAGAAAACAUACCUGCUGGGAUCUACAAUAUCAUUCCCAGUACUUUUUUGCCUAAACAAGAAGGACCGUUUUUCUUGGACUUUAAUAGUAUUAUCCCCAUCAAGACAACACAACUGCAGUGACAGAGAAACCUCAGCAAUAGCUGGAUCUUAUACUCACCAAACAUCAACUCUUCAAAUGAGGACACAGAUCUCCAGGACACUGAACACAAUCAUCAGAACAGAAUUAAUCUCUAAAAACGUUCCUGUGGAAUCUGGUGCUGAAGUCAGGGUGUGUGGUGAGAACUGUAUGUAGUCAGAAUUACCCUAUGUCACUUAGGAGUACCAUUCACAUGGUUUUGUGUAUAUACGGAGUGGGCUUGCAUUUAGGGGCCGCAUUGUACAAAGAAGUGUAGAUGCUUAAAGAUUAGGCUCAGUCAAGUACUGAGAUCAGUGCCCUUGCUAAGAGGGAACUGAGACCAGACGAGGAAAAUGAGGGGUGUAGACUCACUGAGUGGAACAGUAGGCUGGGAUAAUAUUCUGAAGUAUUUACAUUAUGUUGUCUUCUUGGCAGAGCAUGUUGUAAGGUAGACCUGCUUGUGUCGUGACUCUCCUGUACAUCCUGGGCACCUAAUUACCAAAUGAAUCACGUUAACCAUGAGAUUUUAAUUCUGCAUUAUUUAUGGCUUUAAAUGUUUACUGUUGCCUAUAGGUUAUGAAAGGAUAAAGUUUUAAUACUAAUUAACUUAGCAUGAAGAUGCUCAUGCUUAAGAAUGAAGGUUGUUGAAGUUAGAUACCUGUCUCCCAUUGACUCAUGUAAAGAGAACUGAGGUAUAUUCAUCAGUGUAGGUUUAUCAGGUUGACGAAAGUAGUAGUCUGGGACAUUGAAGACAUUACAAUUUAGUUUGUAUAGUCUUUUUUAUAUUGCUCUGUAGUUCAGUGUUCUUAUGGUAACAUCAUCACUCUAAAGAAAAUACAAUUGAGGAUUUAAUAUAUGGUAAUUGGGUUGCAUUUGAAAAAAUUCCCAGUUGUUUACAUAAAAAUUCAUCAGAGUAGAAUGAUGCUCAAGAUUUUAAAGAUCUAAAAAUUAACACAGUGGAAUUUUUCAUCAUCUCUGAUUAUUAAAACUUCUUUUGUAUUUCUAUUAUCUUUAAUUGAAAUAAAAUGUUUAUACUUAUGGAAACUGCAUAGUUUAACCUAGAGAAAUUAUUAGAGGACUUCAUGUGGUAUGUUCCAUAUAAAACAGAACUCAUUACUUGCAUGAAAAUUCACACUUCUACAAAAAAAGUCUGUUCUUUUACAUUCAGUGGUAGAUUGUACUAGUGAUAGUGAGAUUUCACUUUGAUAAAUAGUGCUUUUACUUGUAGCAUAUUUUAGGUGGAUUACUUUUCAAUGACUUUUUAAAGAAAAAUCUAAAGCAUAAGAGGUAUAUUUAUUAUAAACAUGAUCUGAAGCUUUUUUGUGUUAAAGAUCUUAUACGGGAUGCAAACUAAGACCUAAUCCGUGCCCUCAAAAUCCAAUGGAGGAGACCUGUAUAAACAAUUUACUAUAUUGUAAUGUUGAAUUCUGUAACAGAGCUCUAAAUAGAGCUCACGAUGUACAAGUAAAGAUUAAUUUUGGUUGGGCCAAUAUAGAAAGAGAAUAGAAACAACUGGGGAGCUUUUCAAAGUCCAGUGCCCAAGUAUACCUGAAUCACUAAUCAACCUCUGGGGCUGAGACCUAGGAGAUGCCCACGCGCCACAGACAGGAGAACCAGGCCUGCAGCAUAAGCACCUCAUCUUUAUUUAUUUUCCUGCCACUGCAUCUCCGUACUGCUCAGCUUUAGUAGCAGCAGAAGUGGAAUUCUAAUUCAAACCUGGUAAUCAGGGCUUAAAUUGUUUGUUAGGAUCCAGGACCUUAACUGAAAAUAAGAACAGAUGACCACUGCAUUCCAUGCUCUUCCUUAUGGCAAGAGGAUUGUCUGGAAGAUUUAGGCAACAUCAGGAUUUCUUAUUUGAAGUCACAGAAAGUCAUUUUCGUAAGCCAUUUUUAUUACACUCAAGGUAUUAAGACAAGUACAAAAUAACCUUGUAAUUAGGAUACUGUAUCGGUCAUUAAAAAAGGAGAAAACAGGAUAGUAUGAAGGGAUUUACAAAUGACAAAUAUAUAAGCUUGACAGACUUAAUGGGCAACUUGAAUGGGGUUGCUUUUUUUCCUUUUAGAAAUGCUAAGUUUUCUUAACAAAAAAGGACAAAUAAAAUACAGUGCUCUAAAUAUGUGUAACCAUGAAAACAAGAAAAGCAGUAAUAGAACACUUACACUAUUAGCAUAACAGACACCAUUGCUUCUAUUUAACAGCCUUUGCCAACAUGUGCCUCCUCCCUUUCCUAGCUGUAAAGAACAAUUUCCUC